Messenger RNA from Carassius auratus (goldfish), 2521 nucleotides. RefSeq names its product putative interleukin-17 receptor E-like. The record is from RefSeq and is a predicted model, not a curated record. Gene Ontology annotation, molecular function: interleukin-17 receptor activity. Bases 92 to 1615 code for a protein of 507 amino acids. The transcript has 18 exons. Lineage: Eukaryota; Metazoa; Chordata; Actinopteri; Cypriniformes; Cyprinidae.
UCAAAGUGCUGCAUACUGUGACAGCAAGUCAUUCACAGCAACAAAGCCAAGUUUGUACAGGAACAUCAGCGUGUGUCAAAUCUGACCAAACAUGAAAUAUCUUCAGCUUCUUCUGCUUCUCAUCCUCCAGAGCCACAAGGUCCAUAUGGACAGCAUUGAGAGGAACCAGGACUGUGCUUGGAGUUGUUCUGAGGGUCUACAGUGUAAACCCAGAGCUUACUCUCCACUGUCAGCAUUUCACUGCAGGAAUCAGGCUGUUAGCAGCGGCGUGUUCAAUAAUGUGACGUUGUCUAAUGUGUUAGCGUGUGAGGGGAGGAAAUGUUCACUCCAGCUCAGAAUCGCAGCAUCAGUGAAUGUUACAGGUGAUAUUCGCGGGGUUUCAGUGUGUGCCGACUCUGCAGGGAUGAUAGGACAUUGCCAGAUUUAUACUUUUGGACCUGUUGGCAAAGGAAAAGCCACAGGAAAACAGGUUGAUGUGCAGUUUAAAUGUGUUCCUGUUAGACCUGGACAGCUUGUUUUUGUGACUCUCAAAACGAUCCCCGGCUACUGUAAGGCUAUUUGGACACAGAGACACCUUGUUCCUGAAUGCAGUCACGAAGGUAUCAGAGAUGAAAUUACAGAGUGCAUCACUGGGAAGCUGGCGUACACUGUAAAUAAAGCUAGGAAUAUGUUAACAGUGAAAGUAACUGAUGCUCCUGAGAACACAGAUUACAACCUCAGGCUCUGCCAUAAACGCAAUGUCAUCUGUGCAGGGGAAGGGGCACAGAGAACGAUAAAACCACAAUAUCUAGAGAGUAGCAUAACGCUUCAUUAUGCCAAACCAUUGCCCUGUUUGUGCAUUGAGGGUUGGCCUGCUAGAGUAGAUGCACGGAGAGUUCAAGUGUGUCCAUUUAAAAACAAUUUCGAAGAACUGUGGUCUGGGAUAACUUAUGACCUCAAUAAGGAAGAGUUGAUAUGGGAGCCGCUGUGUCCUGUCAAAGUGUCAGUAUCUCUGUGCCAUGCUGAUGGAGGGAAAAGCUGCCAAGACCUUGGAAAUGCUUUUUAUUCGGAGGGGCAAAAAGUGAUGUUCUCCUCCGUGGAUCCACACCCAAUGCUUUGCACGAAGUUUACCACUGAAGUGGGGGAAUGGAUAAAGUGUCCUUUUGCCAAAGGGAAUUUCUCAGUCUGGACAGCAAAGAUUACAUCCAAAGAUGGUCAGCAGUCGGCAGAGAUUUCAACAUGGGUCAAAGCCAGCUUCUCCAUUUCUGUCUGUGAGAUGAAUCCCUCCUCUCAGUGUAAACAAAUCGAAGGAAACCAAUUCCAAACCCUUUCAGUGGACAAAAUGAAGCCCACAGUUUUCAACUUGCCUAAAAGUGCGUGCGAAGUGUGUGUCUGCAUCAAGGUCCAGAGGGUAGAUGUGCGCUUUUCAGUCCCUGUACUUCAGUGCGACUUGCAGUGUUCAAGUUGGUGUCAUGCCCCGGAGAGAAGUCAGGACAUUGAGAAGGUUUUAUUUCCUGCUCUCAUUAUUCUGACGGGGAUCCUGGCGGCUGUCUUGUUUGGUAGAAUGACAAUAAAAGAUGGGGACAAGAGGAGAACACCAUGGACGAAACUCAGAUGUCUGAGGAUGAACCAGUGACACCUGCCUUCACAGCAAGAGGAUGUCGAUUGCAGGAUAGUUCUCAAUAAAGCAUGCAUGUCUUUUUUUUCUUUUUUUUAUCACUGUAAGAACUGAAGCGCUUGCAUAAUUUUUUGUCUUGUCUGGUGCAUGAAAGAAUUUGAAGAAUUUGUGUAUAUAAAACUUUGGUACUUUUGUAUGCAAGUCAAUAUAAGAUUGAAUGUAUGUGAAAGCAUUAUAAUUGUUUCGUGCUUUGCAAAAUCCAAUUUGUUUUUGUCACCUAUGAGCUGCUGCUUUUGUACAGCAGAGGGCAGUGUCUCAAACAAAUGAAUGUCUGUGUCAGCAGUGUGAAUGAGUUUUUCUUCUGAUGUUGAUAUUUCUCUCACGUAAGGCUUGAAACUAGGUCACAAAUGGGUAGUCAGUUUACAGACACUUGUGCAACCCCAGCAUGUAGAUUCAGUGCCAUAGAAACGUUUGCGGCUGGACACGUUCCUGUGUCACUUGUGUCUGUAAUCAUGAUUUUCGAUGACACACUUUUUUCUGAUUCUGAGGAUGCAGAGAUACUGUAUGACAUUCCUGGAUGGUGCGACUCUGUGCCGAUGAGAGGGGCCGGGUGGAACUGGCUCUGGGGUUUGCUGAUGAAAACAUUCCUGAAGUAUAGAGUAAAGCCCAAACAAUAGAGCUCAAUCGUAGAUAUAGGACAAAUAUAGUUUUGGGGAGAUGCCACCAUUGUCCAUCUUAGCUGAGGGUUCACAGUGAUCACUCUUAAAAAUAAAGUUUCUGAAAGGGGUUUUUGCAGUAAUGCCACUGACGAACUGCUUUUGGCUCUGCAAAGAACCAAAUGAAGAGUUCUUAAACUUAAUGUGAAAAGAACAUUUUAAUAAUGCUAAAUCUUUUUCCACUAUACGUAUUUAUGUGUCAUGGACA